AUGCCACCACAAAUCAAACAAGAUCUCAAUCGCUCCGGAUGGGAAACCACCGACUUCCCCUCCGUCUGCGAAAAUUGUCUUCCCGAUAACCCUUUCGUACAAAUGAUUAAACAAGACCACGGCGAAGAAUGCAAACUUUGCACACGACCUUUCACCGUCUUCCAAUGGAAAGCCGAUCGCACAGCUCGUAGUAAACGCACAAAUAUCUGUCUCACAUGCGCGCGAUUGAAGAAUUGUUGUCAAUGCUGUAUGUUAGAUUUGAGUUUCGGUUUACCGAUAGUGGUUAGAGAUGCGGCGUUGAAGAUGAUUGCACCGGGACCGCAGAGCGAGGUCAACAGAGAAUACUAUGCGCAGAAUCAUGAGAAGGAAAUCGAGGAGGGAAAGGGAAUGGAAGAGUAUGAGAAGACGGAUGAGAAGGCUAGAGAGCUUUUGAGGAGGUUGGCGAACAGUCAGCCUUAUUUCAGAAAGGGGAGAAAGAUGAUUACGGAUGGGGAAGGUAGUGGUAGCGGUGCUGCAAAUGGAAGUCAAAGUGAGAAGGGAAUAGCAUUGGCAACCAAGGGACCAGGGCCGAUCCGAACACGAGAUGGACAACCGAGCAGGGGUGCAGGUCGGGGUGGUAGAGGCGGGGCCAGAGGAGGGAGAGCUUUCCCUAGUGCGGCGCAAUUACCACCAGGGCCUCAAGAUAUCUUACCACCUUCCGACAAAUCAAUCACUUCGCUUUUUAUUACUGGUGUUGAAGACGACUUACCAGAAUAUAAGAUUAGGGAUUUUUUCUCGCCAUAUGGGAAAUUAAGAUCAUUGGUCUGUUCGCACAUGUCACAUUGCGCAUUCAUUAAUUAUGCGACAAGAGAAGGAGCCGAAGCUGCAGCAGAAGCCUUACAAGGAAAAGCUAUAAUUGCGGGUUGCCCAUUGAGAGUACAGUGGGGAAGACCCAGACCCAUUGGUACGAUGGAUAAGGAUGAGCGCAUAGCUACCGGCAGGGAAGGACGAUCCGCGUUUUCGAGUUCGGGUUCGGGUUCACAGAGAAGAGCGAUUGAGGGUGGUGCUUCACAAGCUGCAGCUCCACGGGAUGAUUUGGCUAGUAUGUCGGCAGUUCCUGCUCCACCUGGUGCAGGCGACGUGCAAUAUGCCAGUUUGGCCGGUAAUUAG
Molecule: messenger RNA, 1149 nt
Organism: Botrytis sinoallii
Lineage: Eukaryota; Fungi; Ascomycota; Leotiomycetes; Helotiales; Sclerotiniaceae
Exons: 1
Coding region: 1-1149 (382 amino acids)
Cellular component (GO): U2-type catalytic step 2 spliceosome; Prp19 complex; U2-type catalytic step 1 spliceosome
Molecular function (GO): U6 snRNA binding; pre-mRNA binding
Source: RefSeq, a predicted model, not a curated record